Molecule: messenger RNA, 1602 nt
Organism: Aspergillus tanneri
Lineage: Eukaryota; Fungi; Ascomycota; Eurotiomycetes; Eurotiales; Aspergillaceae
Product: asparagine--tRNA ligase DED81
Exons: 1
Coding region: 1-1602 (533 amino acids)
Biological process (GO): asparaginyl-tRNA aminoacylation
Cellular component (GO): cytoplasm
Molecular function (GO): ATP binding; asparagine-tRNA ligase activity; nucleic acid binding
Source: RefSeq, a predicted model, not a curated record
AUGACAUCCGUCUAUAUUGACGAAGACGUCGGCAGAGACGAUUCGACAGCGACCGGGUCUGAAUCAGCCCCUUACAAGACGCUCCUUCAUGCCCUCCUGCAGCAAAGCCCUAGCGAUGGCACCCAAUAUUUGACACGCAAAUCCCAAACUGAGCCCACGGGUGAGGGUGCUGAUCCUGCGUCCAAACUGGAGUGGAAGCCCGCUACCAAGUCGGCAAUGAAGAAGGCCACCAAUCUCUAUGAGCAACGAAAAAGAAAAGCAGCCAAGGAACAGGAGCUGGCCAUUCGCGAGAAGCAGGAAGCAGAGAAGCGUCAGGCUGUUCUGGAGGAUGCCAAGAAGAUUGUCAUCAAGGAGGAUCCUUCUCUUCCCAAGCCAGUCAAGAUCCGUCUUGAUGUGACCGACCCGGCCAUCGUUACCUUGGGCAAGCCCGAGUCAGAUACCCCAGGAACCAGAGUCCGUGUCUUGGGCCGAGUUCAUCGUCUGCGUGCGCAGAAAGAUGUAGUUUUCCUCACAUUGACCGACGGCUAUGGCUACCUACAGUGCAUUUUGACCGGUGAUCUGGCUAAGACCUACGAUAUCAUGACUCUCACACCCCAAACCUCCAUGGCAAUCCACGGUGAGAUACGUGCGGUUCCUCCCAAACAGCACGCGCCCAACGACCGUGAACUCCAUGCGGACUUUUUCACUGUCAUCGGUCGUGCGGCCGGCGACAAGGACGCUAUCACCACCCGAGUUGCUCCGGAUGCGGAUCCCCAAACCCUCUAUGACAACCGGCACCUGGUUCUUCGUGGAGAAACCGUCUCGUCUGUCAUGAAGGUGCGCGCUACCACAUUGAAGGCAUUCCGUAAGGCCUUCGAGGAGAACCGCCUGCUGGAGGUGACCCCACCAGCCAUGGUGCAGACGCAGGUCGAAGGUGGCAGCACCCUGUUCAAGUUUGACUACUACGGGGAGGACUCCUACCUGACCCAGUCGUCUCAGCUGUAUUUGGAAACUUGCCUUCCCUCCCUAGGAGAUGUCUUCUGCGUGUGCCCGUCCUUCCGCGCUGAGAAGUCCCUCACCCGUCGUCACCUGUCUGAGUACACGCACAUUGAGGCGGAGCUCGAUUUCAUCUCCUUCACCGACCUGCUCGACCAUAUCGAGGAGGUGAUUUGCCGUGUUAUCGACGUGAUGAUGGCUGAACCCGAAAUCGCCGGCUACGUCCAGAAGCUCAACCCAGAUUUCAAGGCUCCCAGCCGCCCCUUCCUCCGGAUGAAAUACUCCGACGCCAUCCAAUGGCUGCGCGAGCACGAUAUCCCCAACGAGGAGGGCAAGCCGCACGAAUUUGGUGACGACAUCGCCGAGGCCGCGGAGCGCAAGAUGACCGACAUCAUCAACCAGCCUAUCUUCCUUACCCACUUCCCCGCCGAGAUCAAGGCCUUCUACAUGAAGAAGGACCCUGAAGAUCGUCGGGUCACUGAAAGUGUGGAUGUGCUCAUGCCCGGUGUCGGCGAGAUCGUUGGAGGUAGUAUGAGAAUGGACGACUGGGACGAGCUGAUGGCCGCCUAUAAGCACGAGGGUAUGGAUCCCUCUCCAUACUACUGGUAUACCGACCAGCGGAAGUAA